AUGUGCUGUGAUGGCGAGCAGGUUGAUGACGUGGUGCCGUGCGUGGUGACGACAGCGAGCUACUGCGCGUUUUGUGUGGUGGCGAUGGCGAGCUAUCUACUCCCCGGUGUGUGUGUGUGUGAACUGCGUUUGCCAUCCCUUUCUCACAAACAAUGCCCGGUGACGCAACAACGUGGUGACGUGGUGUGGCGUGGCGGUGUUGCGCAGGUGGUGGCGAUGGCGAGCUAUUGCGCGGUGAUCGUGCCGCGCGCGCAGCUGCUGGCGGAGGCGGUGACGCAGGGCGCGUUCACGGCGGCCGUCUACCAGCUGUUCUGCCUGCUGCUGGCGUAUGCCGGCGGCACGGGCGAGGCGACGCGCGCCGCCAAGCGCGGGGCGCUCGACACGCGCGUGGGGCCCUGCUGCUGCUGGCCCUGCUGCUGCUGCCUGCCGCAGCUCGACUUCCAC
Gryllus bimaculatus (two-spotted cricket) is the source of this 444-nucleotide messenger RNA. The record is from the annotation of a GenBank genome assembly. NCBI's taxonomy places the organism in Eukaryota, Metazoa, Arthropoda, Insecta, Orthoptera, Gryllidae.